Molecule: messenger RNA, 510 nt
Organism: Colletotrichum tamarilloi
Lineage: Eukaryota; Fungi; Ascomycota; Sordariomycetes; Glomerellales; Glomerellaceae
Product: nonsense-mediated mRNA decay protein 1
Exons: 2
Coding region: 1-510 (169 amino acids)
Source: RefSeq, a predicted model, not a curated record
AUGCGCAGUCGAGGCUACGCUCAAUUCACGAUGCAGCUUCCUGCAGCUGAAGACGAAGAUGCCACCAGUCCUGAAAAGACAGGGUUGUUGGCAACUGUCACAGAAACUCCACACCAUUUCCGUCCUUUGCCCAAGUUGUCACAUUUGCCUGGCAAGGUCGCCCGUGGCGAAUACAUUCUGGCACGCCCAUGCCUGAUACAAUCGCUCACGAUACUGGAAAAGCUCGAGAAUGGUGCAGUCAAGACAAAAGGAACAGGCCGAGAGCCCAAGACUCACGAACCUAGACAUGCUCUGUCUGAGAUUGGAGAAGCCGACCUCGUCAGUUCAACUCUCAUCGGAGAGCCCCAGAGAGCCCUGUAUCAAAAUAUAGCCGUCGCUGAUGAAGCAUCUCAUGCCAGAGAACUGAAGACUCCGGACACCACGGCUCCUGAACAGCUAUUACCUCAGGGACCUCAACCAGAAGAUCCACUUGGUGCAACAAAUCAACCAACAGUACCAUGGGUGCCUUGA